UUUGUGGUACAAUUAUGCAUUUAAUUAGGAUAAUGAUUCAAAAACUGCCUAAAUUACAGAGGCUACUCCUAUUGGCUAUAGACCAUUUGAUUGAACCAAUAAAAAAGCACUUUAUGCAAAAACAAUUUAUUUAUAAUCAACAGGUUUUGAAAACAUGGAAGUAGAAUUAAGUUUUAAUUUAACCUCUACUGGACUGGAUUCGCACGUUAUCUUGGUUUCGUAAGUGAACAUUGUUGAAACGUUGAUAGCAUUAUCUCCUUAUUCAAAUGUAGCUGCCUUACUUAAGGAACACAAGUGAUGGCUCCAAAUUUAAGCAAGUACUUAACAAGAAAUAAUGCCCUGGCUGCCAGUAGCAUAGCGAUAACAUUAUGGUUAGUCUACAAACAAAAUCAUGCAACGAAAGCGAAAGCAAGCAACAAGUCGGUAGCGAAACGGGAGAAGGAAGAGAUUCAGUAUAUGAUCUCGGAGAAAGGUACACCGAGAAAAAAAAGAGCCCAAGUCGAUGCACUUUUCUUCCACCACCUUUGGCAGCUAUUAAAAAUUGGAGUUCCAGGAGUAUUUACAGUCGAAGUUGGUUACAUGAUAUUAGUCGCGCUGAGUCUAGUCGGCAGAACGGGCUGUGAUCUAUGGAUGAUUCAUAGUUUAUCAAAAAUUGAACAUGCCAUCGUGUGCAUGGAUAAAAGUCGAUUUAUGACCACACUGGCCGAAUAUGCAGUUUAUCUUCCAGUGAUAUCAGUGAUUAACAACAUGCUAAAGUUUACAGUUGGAGAACUGAAGAUUCGACUGAGGGCAAAUGUAACGCGUCGAUUAUACGACGAUUAUCUCAGAAAAUUCACUUACUAUCACAUGUCUAAUUUAGACAAUCGAGUAGCUAACGCAGAUCAGCUAUUAACAACCGAUAUUGACAAAUUUUGCGAGAGUGUAGCCGAGUUAUACUGCAACACGUCAAAACCGAUACUUGACAUCCUCCUGUAUAUUUUUAAACUUAAUACAAAUAUGGGAUUCGGUACCAUCGGACUGAUGUGCGGGUAUUUAAUAUUCGCCGGCGUUUUUUUGACUUAUCUAAGAAAACCAGUCAGUUAUUUUACGUCAAAUGAGCAAAAAUUAGAGGGCGAAUUUAGGCACGUAAACGCACGAAUUAUCACAUAUUCGGAAGAAAUCGCGUUUUAUCAUGGCAACGAAAAGGAGAAGUUAACCGUGCUCACCAGCUUCAACAAAUUAAUGGGGCACAUUAGGAAAUUUCUUCGGUUUCAAAUUGUGAUGGGAUUUGUCGAGAACAUAGUUGCAAAAUACUUCGCAAUCAGCGUUGGAUUUCUUUCAAUGUCCAUACCAUUCAUGUCCGACCGUGAAGAUCUACGUAGAUUGCACGUUGCUGAUAGAUCGAAGUUUUAUUACGAAAACGGUACAAUGAUCGUGCGACUCGGUCAGGCGAUCGGACGUCUUAUUCUGGCGGGACGCGAGUUGUCAAAAUUGGCUGGUUAUACCAGUCGCGUUACCGAACUGAGGAAAGUAAUUAACGACUUGAAUGAGGGCAAGUAUCAGAGGGAUAUGGUGCCUGGUUCGGAAUCGUUAAAACCGUACAGUGGGCACAUCAUCUUCCAAAAUAACACAAUUAAAUUCGAUCAAGUACCGGUGGUGACUCCAAACGGCGAUAUUCUCAUAAAAGAGCUGUCUGUGGAGAUAAAGUCUGGUAUGAACGUGUUAGUGUGCGGUCCGAACGGCGCGGGUAAAAGUUCCGUGUUUCGGAUUCUAGGAGAGCUUUGGCCCCUUUUCGGCGGCACAUUGACGAAACCACCCAGAGGCAAACUAUUUUACAUCCCUCAAAAGCCCUACAUGACGUUGGGUUCGUUGCGUGAUCAAAUUACGUAUCCCCACUGUGGAAGUGAGGCACUUAGGCGUGGAGUGACUGACGAGCAGCUUGAAAAUCACUUAAAAAUGGUGCAGCUGGAGUACUUGGUCGACAGAGAAGGUGGACUCGAUGCUGUUGCUGAUUGGUUGGAAAUCUUAAGUGGGGGAGAAAAGCAAAGAAUCGCAAUGGCCAGGCUAUUCUAUCAUGCUCCAGAAUUUGCCAUUUUAGACGAAUGUACGAGUGCAGUUUCCUUGGACGUCGAGGAGAGCAUGUACAGUUAUUGUAAAGAAGUUGGAAUUACGCUACUUACAGUGUCACAUAGAAAAUCUCUUUGGCAACAUCACGAGUAUGCAUUGUACUUGGACGGUCGUGGUGGUUAUAGCUUUAAGCCCAUUGAAGAGUAUUCGGAGCAAUUUGGUUCUUAGGGUGUUGUCUAGUCAGUGGAAUUUGGUGAAUGACAUUUGUGAAAAAAUUCAUGUUCGCCUUUUAAUAUAUUAAAGAUAGAUUUUCAAUUG
Photinus pyralis (common eastern firefly) is the source of this 2364-nucleotide messenger RNA. Its product is annotated as ATP-binding cassette sub-family D member 3-like. The transcript is spliced from 4 exons. Gene Ontology annotation, biological process: long-chain fatty acid import into peroxisome; fatty acid beta-oxidation; very long-chain fatty acid catabolic process. NCBI's taxonomy places the organism in Eukaryota, Metazoa, Arthropoda, Insecta, Coleoptera, Lampyridae. Gene Ontology annotation, molecular function: ATP hydrolysis activity; long-chain fatty acid transmembrane transporter activity; ATP binding. The record is from RefSeq and is a predicted model, not a curated record. Gene Ontology annotation, cellular component: peroxisomal membrane. Bases 298 to 2274 code for a protein of 658 amino acids.